GACCGGACGACGAGUCGAGAAGUCCGCCGCGCGUGUUCGCAUCGUCGGCAUUAGUGUACCGUCCGGUUCAAAAAUACGUUCGUCGUCGCCGGCGCACAGUACGCCAGUUCACGCACAACGCGCGCGCUUAUGCGCCAGACAGUAAUACACAUACGUACACACACACACCAGCGCGCGCGCGCGCUCCCGUGUACUUAUGCGUCUACGACUGCGACACGAGUGUAAUAAUAUUUUAAUACUACGCGACACGAGUGCGCGCCGUUAACAAGUGUCGAAUGUAACGAUAAACGAAUAUAUAAAAUAAUUAUCGCGAUGGUGGUUAAUAGGUAUCGUUAUUAAAUAUUAAUUAUUAUCGCUGUAAUCCGCGGUCGAACGCCAGUCUCGAGUAAAAGACGCCGAGCAAACCGUUAAUACCCAAAAUAUUUAUAUUAUUAUCGUGCGAGUUUUUCAUCGUUGUGUCGUUCGUUUGCGUUUUCCGUCCGGUCGUGUCGUCUCCGGAUUUUUGGAUAUCGUUUAGUGUCGCUGCAGUGUCUUCUCGUGUGAUGGUGCGUUAUCGGUGCGCGGACAAAGGUAGUGUUCCGGCGGCGCCGGCCGCCGUAUGCCGGCCGCCGCGAUAGGUGCGCCGAUCCCACAGUGAUGACGAUGUGCCGCCGGUAGGGUUGUCGCCAAGCACAAUAGUAAUAAUACCACCGUCGUUAACCGCGUGUGGACCGCCGUUACCCGAGUGGUCGGCGUUUGUCUCCUCUGCGAACCCCCGCCCACCAAAACGAGCGUAGCGGUUACUACCGCGCGAGCCGCCGAGGUGAUGCCCCAUGCGAGCGAAGACGGAGGCGCGGCCGGCGAGGACGCGUGCAGCUCGGACGAGCUGAUCGUGUUCAAGGACGAGAACGGCGGCGAAGACGUAGUCAAGCGUUCUUCCGAUAAAGUCACCGAGGAGAAGUCCGACCUGAUCGACUUGUCAGAAUCUGAGAAAGUCAGUUCAAACCAUCGAUGUUCUCCUGUAAAAACCAGCAGUUCUACUCCUGAUCUCAACCGAAGUAAACCAGGUCCAACUCCCCACCCACCUGCUUUCAACAUGGGCUAUCUCGUUGCACCUUAUCCAUCGCCCUACACGAACGGCACUACGUCUGUGUCAAUGAUGAGUUCCUAUCUCGAAUCUCAAAGGGAUCCUUUAACCGCAAGCAAGAUUGGUUUAGGACCAGCCCAUCCAUUCUUUUGCCACAACGGCGAGCAGCUGGGUACCCAACCACCACCCGCCCAUAUGGGCAUACCUCCUUACCAACUUGACAAAGCACCCGGACUCCCGAGGCCUUCAAUGUACCCAUUCCCCACAGGCCAGUACCCUUAUCCGUUAUUAAGUCCGGACAUGUCACAAGUUGCAGCCUCAUGGCACACACCGGCCAGUAUGUACCAUCAGAUCUCAUCGGCUGGAACUGGUUUCAGAGGAUCCUACCCACCUUCAUUAGGCACGAGCCUAACUAGUGAGCUGUAUAGGUUUUCACCGACGGGACUGAUGGGUGGUCCAUCACCUCAUCACCAUUUAUCCCACCAUACCCAUCAUUCUCAUCCUGCGAUUGUAACUCCAGGAGUGAGACAAGACCUGCAUACGGAUUCUAAUCACAGGCCGCAAAACGACCAUAGUAAAAACUCUUCGUGCUCAGACGGCUCCAAGCACCAUGAUACUGUCCAAAACAGUAAUAACCAAGAUAAGAAGAAGCCUCACAUAAAGAAACCUCUGAAUGCGUUCAUGUUGUAUAUGAAAGAAAUGAGGGCAAAGGUGGUGGCGGAGUGUACGCUCAAAGAGAGUGCAGCGAUCAACCAGAUAUUAGGGCGACGGUGGCACUCUCUGUCGCGAGACGAGCAGGCCAAGUACUACGAGAAAGCGCGCCAGGAACGACAACUCCAUAUGGAACUGUAUCCUGGUUGGAGCGCUCGGGAUAACUAUGGAUACGGCGCCAAGAAGAAGAAACGGAAGAAAGAGCGCGUACCGGUCAUAGAUGCUGGCUCAGGAGGUAAUAACAGCAUGAAAAAAUGCCGUGCGAGAUACGGACUUGACCAGCAGAGCCAAUGGUGUAAACCUUGCAGGCGCAAAAAACGUUGCAUACGGUACAUAGAGAGCGGCGGCGACUCGGGCAACCAGUCGGACGACAACCAGUCGACGGGCAGCUUGGGCCACUCGGACAACGAGGAGGCCGACUCCGCGUCCAGCCCCGGUGGCCUGAGCGCCCUGUCCAGCCUGACCAGCCCGGGAAUGUUGACGCAGGCCAGCCUGUCCCCGGCCACGCCGCUCACGCCGCACGUGUCCGAGUACGAUUGCCCGCCGAUGUCCGUUCGCAUGCCGUUGGCCGUAGUGGUGCCCACCAGGCACCACCAGCCGGUUGGCACCAACCCGCACGACAUCAACAACCCGCUCAGCGUCAACCAGCUGACGGGUGGCGUCGUCAACAACAAGUGCCAUAACAACCCCAGGGACCAGCAGCAGCAGCAGCAGCAGCAACAUCAGCAGCAGAACGAUCUGAAAACCGGCGGUGGCCCGAACAACCAGCCCGAACAACAACAGCGCCCCAACAACAGUAACCGGGCGCUGCCCGCCAUCAGCGUGACGUAGCGAAGCUAAACAGCAGUACAUAAUAAUAAUGAUAAUAAUAAUAAUAUAAUUGUGACGAUGACGAUGAUGUCGCGUGUAGGAUAUGAUAUUAUUGUUGUUGCGUACCAUGUUUAUUAUUAUUGACCCACCCGCUCAAUUUAUCGUAAUUUUUUUUAUUCUCCACGCAACGAUGAUGCAUUCGCAGUACUAACGAAAUAUAUUUUUAAUAUUUAUAUUAUAUUCGUAACUGUAUUGUGAAUGUAUUAGACGGAUAGUUAUGACGUGUUAUAAUCGGAGAUAAUUGUAGGCAAAUAAACAAAAAAAAAAAUACACGAUACGGUCGAGGCGGACGUUCGCCAUUCGGGACUUACCUACUUACAUUUGACCGUAAAAUUCGUUCAAAAUUAUAAUGUUAUUACUAUUAUUGAUAUUAUUUUAUUGCCAUUUUGAGAAUCUUUAUAUAGAAUCCCUUUGUGUACCUCAAAGACUAAACGCAAUUGUUUUAAUUAGUUCUUAAUCAUGUUGUGUGUGUAAUUCAUGAAAUAUAAAUGUUGUUUGUUUGCCACUAAAAAUUAAAAUAAAUAUUUAAAAAACAAACCCUCCCCCCCACAAAAAAAUUCACAUUGCUUCGUUAUUAUUAUUAUUAUUAUUUUAAUUUGUGCGACCAUCAAAUCAAAACGUUAUUUUGAAUAAUAUUGUUAUUUCACAUGAUUUUUAAUAAUAUUUUAUAAUAAUGACGCGAUGUAUAACACAAACAAAAUAAUAUUUUAAUCAACGCGUAUGACGACGGUUCGUUCGUAUUUAUAUACUUGUAUAAACGUAUAGGGCUGUAUUAGUAUUGGACAUAGUGAGAUGCGUUUUGUUGUAUUUUCGUGGUCCAUAUUUCCAAAAUUAUUAUCUCCAGUCGAUGUGCAAAUAUUACACAUGCCAUUGAAAUCACUUGUUAUUUUUUAAUAUGUUCCUAUAUCUUACAUGCAUUAUGUUAACGUUCAUGAAUAUUACCGUAGGUACCAAACAAAUAUGUAAUAUAUAAAUAUAUUAUAUAUUAAUUAUAUCCGAUACACAGCCCUAUAUAAUUGUGUUUCUACCUCCUUAAUUGAUUGUGCCAGUUAUGAAAACUAAUAAUUUGUAAAAAUUAAAAUUAAAAUGAAGUCGCGAAUAAAUCAUUAAUUUUGUCGUACCUUCAGAAAUACUCUUGAUAUUUUAGCGAGUAGAGAUGUAAUUCAGAUUAAUUGGAAAAAUUGUACUUAUAGAUUUUUUUAAAGUUAUAUGUAAUUUAAAAAUGUAUAUAUAUAAUAUAUAUAUAUGUAUAUAUAUAUAUAUAUGUGUGUGCAUAUAAUUAUAUGUGUAUAAAUAUAUAUAUAUAUUAUUAUUAUUAUUAUAUUUUAUUAUUAUUUUUUUAUUUUUUUUUGGCAAAACGCUAGUCAUUUUUGCCAGAUUUAUUAACGUACAGAACCCACUUAUAAACAUUAUUGUUUCAAAUUUCAAAUGAGACUGAAGACAGUUAAGAUAAUUUGAUUUCAGAUAUAAAUUUUAAAAUGUAUGUUUGUAAUACAUGUGUUUUUUUUAAAUUUUUGUGCCAAAUUUUCAUAAUUUUAUUUUUCGCCAUAAAGUAUAUAAUUUGUAAAUGUUUUAAUAAUGCAAAAAUAUUAUGCACAUUCCAAAAUUGUCUACCAUAUAGAAAUAUCGUUAAGUUUUUUUUAUUUUAAUUUACUGUGAAUUUAAAAAACAAAUUGGGACUGUUACUGUUGCUAAUAUUAUUUUGUAAUAUUUAAUAACUAUCUAGGUACAUAAAAUAUAUAUAUAUACAUUGUAAUAAGUUAUAAUGUCUAUAAAUUGUUUUUAUACUUAAUUUUAUUUAAAAUGAAAAAUGUGCAAUUUGUUUUAUAUAAUUUUAUUUGUUUUCAUGUCUUGAGUUUUAUCCCUCCAAAAUGUUCAUUUCAACAAUUUUGUACACUUUUUUUGUUGUUUUACCGUCUAUUUUACUAUAAGUGUUUUAGUAACUUGAACAAAAUAUUCUGUUGUUUCUAAUUUCCUCUGUAAUAUAUAGAUAAAAAACAUUUUAUGCAUAAA
Metopolophium dirhodum (rose-grain aphid) is the source of this 4660-nucleotide messenger RNA. It is a transcript of the gene pan, whose product is annotated as protein pangolin, isoforms A/H/I/S. Gene Ontology annotation, biological process: regulation of transcription by RNA polymerase II; canonical Wnt signaling pathway. The transcript is spliced from 13 exons. The record is from RefSeq and is a predicted model, not a curated record. Bases 806 to 2608 code for a protein of 600 amino acids. Gene Ontology annotation, cellular component: beta-catenin-TCF complex. Gene Ontology annotation, molecular function: RNA polymerase II cis-regulatory region sequence-specific DNA binding; DNA-binding transcription factor activity, RNA polymerase II-specific. NCBI's taxonomy places the organism in Eukaryota, Metazoa, Arthropoda, Insecta, Hemiptera, Aphididae.